This is a messenger RNA of Drosophila gunungcola (fruit fly), 3966 nucleotides long. RefSeq lists its product as uncharacterized. The record is from RefSeq and is a predicted model, not a curated record. Bases 1403 to 2050 code for a protein of 215 amino acids. The transcript is spliced from 2 exons. NCBI's taxonomy places the organism in Eukaryota, Metazoa, Arthropoda, Insecta, Diptera, Drosophilidae.
UCACUGGGAACCCAACCGCAGCAGAGGUAGCUUCAGCCGUUACGGAUCUUACGCUCGGUCGCAACAGCGAAUCUAGAGUUUCACAUUCCGUUUCUGUGCGGUUAAUAAACCGCAAAUUGUUUCGAGAUACAUCGCAGUAAGACGCAGAUAUAUACGCAGUAAGAGGCAGAUACUUUUGCUGCUGCUCAAAACGACUCCCUCUGAGCGAUAUUAGCGACGUGCCAGCUUUUUUUUAGCGCUGCUAUCAAGGUCAUCUCAAUCGGACUAGCAAGACAGUACACUCACAAGUUGAAUAACUUUUUAAAAAUAAAAUACGAUCAAUGGCGCUGUAGAACAAAAAUCGAAAUCAAAUCGGACCGGUCAAGUCAAGAAAUCACGGUGAGCUUGAGGAAAUGCUUUUACUCCCUCGACAAUGACAAAAAUAAAUGGAUUUGGCUGGACCUUAUUAGCCAGAUCAACGGCCCUCGAAAAAGAUCGCUGAAGAUCGAACUCGAACGCUCGAAAAAACUGAAGCGAAGCGGCAGUUCCGUGCUACCGACAGAUUUAAGCCCCAACUUGUAUCGUUUAUAAUUCAGCUUACUAAUCUCCGACAGCAGCAAUAUCAGCUGCAGCGAGGGUUCAGGGACAACACGAAUCCAUUAUGAGCGGCAUUGUCACACAACAUUAAUUUUCCGUUGCAUUAAACAGCAGGCAGAGAAUCGGAAGAAGUGCAAGAGGGAAAGCCUAAUGGCAGUUUCUCAUCUUCGAAUGGGGGAAAGUUUGGUUACACAACGACUGGGUGGGUUAGGGGGCGGAUUAAAGCAGGGCUCACAUCGCCCGUUGCAUCGUUUCACUCGAUUCCACAUCAAUCCCUUGCGUAGAUAUUUCUCUUUUAAAUUUCACUAGUUGAAAAUUGAAAGUAAUUAAUGAUGAUAUAACCCCUUUAAGCUUUUACGAUCAACGAAAGUUCUGCAUCCAGCGAAAGUGAUUUCCCAUAAUAAUAUAAUUAAAAUAAUCUCCAACCCAGCGAUUCGCUUGCUCGUUGACUGGGAGAGGUGCGUAAGCACCAAAAACCUGCGCUUAAUUGCGUCAGUGAAAAAAACUUUAACUUCCAAAUUGGAAACAGAAGUGCUCACGAUGGAGAGUUCUAAGCCUAAAAUUUAUCACAUCUGACUACACUUCCACAAUUGUACGGGUUUGAACAUCUAAAUAUCAACUUAUAUGAGGCGAAUGCGUGCACACACACUGCACGGACUUUGAUCGGACGGAUGCACAAAGUACCUUAUCAGAGGUUCUCAAAAGCAGAUCCCAUUCAGUCGGUGGUGGCGAGGGCGAGACACAGAAACAGCGGAGAUGGGAGCAGUUGCGCCUCGGACUUUAAAAAUAAAAGUCUUGAUGAAUUUGUGGGCGUCGUGAGUAGAUAAUGUGUCUAUGUAUGGGCGCAGCCAUUUGUGUUUCAAUGUGGGCUACCGAUGAGACGGUUAAUUUAGUUCGGUCGACUUCUGUUUGUGGGUCCCCUCUUAUUUUAACGAGGCACUGCAUCAGGAAAUAUGAAUUCGCUUUGUCAAAUCCAAGCAACCUUGAGUUUUCCACUCAACUCCCUCGACCAACCAGCGUUCCCCACAUCGAUCAUGACAGCGCAACUGGGCUUUCUAGUUUUAAUAUUACUGUGCGACUGGGUCAAGAAGCCGAUCCUUCAGUUAAUCCAAAAGUUGCUGGUCCACGCACUAUGGUGCGCUCCGGGCCGAAAGUGAUCCGGGCCGCCGAAGUUGUAGACCAUCCCGCUCUGAUCGCUCCUCUUCCCUACCUCAACUUCCUCCGCUACUUGAAGCGAAAAGUCUUUCGCAGCUACGAUCUGCCCAGCUUACUCCAGGUGGGCGUAGUCCAAUGGAACGCGAUGAGCGAUGCCAAGAAGAAGUUGUUCGAGCCAGAACGCAUCUUAGCCCGUGUGGCUCGCAGGCAAAGGAGGCAAAGGCGUCGCCGAUUGCUGCGCCGUGGUCAGCAUGGUCAGAAAGGACGAGCUAUAGUGCGACGGCCCAUCUAUGACCAACGUCCUUCGCAGCGACGUUGAAAACGCAAGUAGUUAUGAGUGGGGCUAUUGCGCCUUGCUUCUGAGCACCUGGAAGUUGUUUCGUUCGUUCACCUGAAACUUUCAGAAUCUACGACUGGCCAAACAACUUUUUCUUAUUUUUCAGCACACAUUUUUCUCUUUCCUUUUCCAGUGGUUGACUGACCCAGUGCCGGCGACUGGCUAUACAAGUAAUUAGCUGGGGAGGUCUACCAAGAAUCCUACUUAAGAUCUGGCGGCCCAUGUCAAACAGCAUGUUGCAGCAGAUGCACAUUAAUAUUGUCUUUCGACUUUAAAACUCACAGUCGCGUGGACUGCUGUGAAUGAGGAUAUGCAAACAAAAACAAUUACUUUCACUUUUUACACUGCCUUUGGAGUGUUUCGCGUUUCUCUUGGGGAAGAGGAGCAAACCGAAGACAAAGUCAAGGAAGUACUUCCGGUUGACCCGAACCUCGUUCGAAUGCAAAACCUUUUGAUUUUGCAUUAAUUACGUCACCUUCGAACCAAAACAAUGAUCAGCUAGCUGCUAAGCUGAGAUUUUGCAAGUGUGGCGAACUUCCUUUGUCUGCACCAAAGCAGAAUGUUAAAAAUGUUAAUAUAAAAACUGCACCAGUGAUAAGCUGAGAUAAGUAUCUGAUGCCACGAGAAUGUACCGACAGCGCUGCAGAUAGUAAAAAGACUGCCUUAUCGGAGACUGUUUUUCCACAGCAAGUCAUUUUCUGUUUGUUAAUAAAUUAUUUAUCAAUUUUAAUUUCCGCUCACUACAUAAGCAAAAGAGCUACGUAACCAAGUAGAGAAACAAAAAUAGCGUCAUUAAAUGCCUUGCUUCAGCCUCAACUAGUUUUCAGCUUGGCUUUGCGCUGACGAACCUGAAGCUGCACAGUGUUUGUCUCGAUUUGUGAUCGGAAACCUAUCCAAACUGGUUGCCUUCUGCUCUGAAACGAUUUCCCGUUUUGGAUGCUUGUUGUGGUCGUGGAUAACUACCUCAACAAUUUGGCAAGCGUCUGCCGUCGCAACCUGCAGUGGGCAUGCGGCAGGUAGACUGAUAGCGGCGGUUGCAGAGCUUAUGUCACAGUUAUCGACACUUGAAAGAGUAAUUACAAUUGCCUGUCCGGCUGACUGCUUUUCUCGGUCCUCUUGGACUGGUUACCGGUUACAACAGGCGCUCCGUAAAACCGCUCCCAUGGAAAGCCUUUCAGUCUGGGCAAGAAGUCAUCUUUGGUGCCUGGAGAAAUCCUUCGCAAUGCCGAGUCAAAACGAAAACGAACGCACAUCGGAGAGCCCCGAAUCGAAGUUAAGCGCGGUUUACGGGAGCGGUACAGGAGCAGAACAACGGGCUCCACUGUCUGGCACACUCUUUGUUUACGUUUGUUCCGGAGCUUGUUUACACUUUGGCAUUCGCACUGGGUCUCUGCGUGGGCACUUACUGGCAUUUGUUUUGCCCGCUAUUCUGCGGAGGGUUCAACGACACAAGUAUAUUCGAGGCUCCAGCUGCCUUGGAUUGAAUCCAGUUUAGUUUCGCAAUCUAGCUGCUCUAGGAGCUAAUCGAUGGGAUUUGUGUAAACAUCACCAGCUCAAAAGAGCGCUGCAGAGUCAAUGAACUGGUAAAAAAGGCCAGAGAUGAAAAGACUUUCGUCUUAAAAUGUAAAAUGCGCGGAAGUGCGUCUAGAGAUAUACCCCAAGAACAAAAUUAAACCGUGGGCAGUCGGACGCCCCGUCUAAAUGUCAGACAUCCAUGUCUGGCACGACUUUAUUGGCAAUGCGUCCGCAUUUUUCUGUGCGCACCAAGUCGGAUUGGAAGCGUGCUCAAGGCGGGCGAAAGCAAACCCGUGUCUGGGAGCACAGUAAACUAGCCACAAAGGAAAGAUUUGAAUGGUGAUAAAUGCUUUAUCACGCGCGUUUGUAGUUCUGAGGAUAAA